AUGCACCUCAUGGACAUACUCGAGCUUGCCGCCACAGGGGUUAGCAGAAUCACCGCCGAUACUCCCGGCAGUACCAUCGGGGCACGGCAUGAAUUUAGUCACGUGACUGAUCGACUGUCUCCUAUUGGUGCUUGCGGUGGACAGGGCGCGACGGGGGAACUGCCGGAGGAGUUGUGGCUCUUAGUGAUGGAGCAGGUGUCGUCAGUGGAGGAUCUGGCUGUUCUACGCCGGGUGUCGCGGACGUGUCGAGAUGCGGUGGAUGCGUUGUUCAUCAAGAACUGGGUGCAGCGGCUCCCGGUUGGGGAGCAAUUCGCGGCGAGUUUGGGCGCGGGUCUGUGGAUCCUACAGCGCCAUGCGAAUGUGUUCGUGGACGAAGGCGUGUCGGUCGUAUUGCGCGUGGCGAAGAACGAGACGGUGGCGUGGCUGACGCGGGGCUUCGAGGGACGGCGUCCGAAGUGUGUGCGGAAGGACUGUGAAAUAUGUAAUGGAGAUACUUGCGAGGAAGAAUUUGUUUCGCGCAAGCCAUAUCUUGUGGUUCAGACGGCGGGCGCGACUGAGUGGGAGGACUGGUUUUUUACGGAGCUGGAGGCGGAGGCGUUGUCGGUAGUGCAACAGGGGCUGCCCCGAAUUAGCCAGAGGGGGCCGUUUCACGACUGUGCUGCACCCAGUUAA
Molecule: messenger RNA, 672 nt
Organism: Trematosphaeria pertusa
Lineage: Eukaryota; Fungi; Ascomycota; Dothideomycetes; Pleosporales; Trematosphaeriaceae
Exons: 3
Coding region: 1-672 (223 amino acids)
Molecular function (GO): protein binding
Source: RefSeq, a predicted model, not a curated record